Seriola aureovittata is the source of this 848-nucleotide messenger RNA. It is a transcript of the gene c24h1orf115, whose product is annotated as chromosome 24 C1orf115 homolog. Lineage: Eukaryota; Metazoa; Chordata; Actinopteri; Carangiformes; Carangidae. The record is from RefSeq and is a predicted model, not a curated record. The coding region runs from base 36 to 389 and encodes 117 amino acids. The transcript is spliced from 2 exons.
AGAAACCCACAGUGACGGACGAGGAGUAACGAGGGAUGGGAGCUCAGGAGAAAGAGGAGGAAGCUGCUCCUCCGGCGGGGAAGAAACAGAAAACCUCCAAAGAAGUUUAUUUCUCCGUCCUACCGGAUAAAUACGAACCUCUGAUUGAGGAGGUGGAGGAGGAGAGAGAGGAGAUGCCGGAGGAGAGGAGGAAGAGGAAGGAGGAGAAGAAGAGGAAGAAGAAGAAGAAGUAUAAGAAGUACAGGAAGAACAUCGGGAAGGCGGUGCGAUUCAGCUGGCGGUGUCUGAUGGCGGGGUUACAGAGCAUGGCGUCCACGUACUCCACGCCUCUCUCAGCCAUGGCCACAGUGGUGACGGAGGUUAACCGAACAGCUAGCAGCAAAGCAUGAUGGUCCUGUGACUGGUCCAUGCUUGUGAUGAGAAGAAAAAAUGAAUUGGGUUUUAUUAUUUCACUGGUUAAAUUGACACUUUUAAUAGAAAUUUAAAAAGUCUUAACUGUUGUUUAUAAGGAUGAAGGAAUUUGUUUUUUUAAUCAAUGAUGAAAGAAUAUGUAGAAUUUUGCAAUUAAUUUAAAUUUUAAAAUGUAAUUUUUAAUUCUUUACUAUUCAAAUGUGACCACAAACACAUAUGACCCAAAUAGUCCUUCAUUUAUCCAUUAGAAAAUGUCUUUUUAUACUUUAUACUGUUUACUGAGUAAUUCUAAAACAGAUGUGUUUACCUUGAGUUUGUAUUAUGUAUUCAUAAUCUGACUUUUUGUGAUGUAUACUAUCAUUUUGUGUCUGAAAUGCCAAUUUUAUAUUAUAUGUUUUUAAUAAACAAAUACAACACAUAUUGUGUACUACUUAAAA